Molecule: messenger RNA, 2976 nt
Organism: Benincasa hispida (wax gourd)
Lineage: Eukaryota; Viridiplantae; Streptophyta; Magnoliopsida; Cucurbitales; Cucurbitaceae
Product: DNA double-strand break repair protein
Source: RefSeq, a predicted model, not a curated record
AUUUGCCGCUCCCAUCUUCAUCUCCUUUGCCGCUCCCAUCUUCAAUUCAAACCUAAAAUUCAUCCUCUGUUACACAUCAAGUUCAGCUUUGCCGUUAGCGUCGAUAAGGUUUGGCCGAUGUCAACUCUUCAAUAGUUACAAUCUCGAGUUUAAGUGGACACUGGAACAUUAGAAGCACGAUGGAGUUCUAUCAGACCGAUUCUCAAGCACUUCUGGUACAGAUUCGACGUCAAGAGGUCCUUUUGAAAUCGAAAAGAAGAUGGCUACUGGGCCUUCCUACAUCUGUGUCUAGACCAAAGUAUUCUGAUCAUUCUGACUUUUUAAAUAAACGAAACUUGCCUGAAUCGUUGCUGAGAGAAGAUGAUGUUUUUUAUGAGACUGUCAAAACAAGAGUUGAAGAAGCGUUUGGAGUGUUAAAUGUUGAAACAAGGCAUCUCGGUAUUCGAGCCAAUCGAAUAUUAGAUACUUGCAAAGUUGGAAAACUCAUCAUGUCAUGUCUCAAUGAUCUGAGCAUCAGGGGACUUUACCUUCUUGCCAUAAUACUUACUGAAGACUCUGUCCAAUUGGAAAAGACUCGUUGGAAGCUGAAAAGAGCCAUCAAAGAAUUUAUUCCAAAAGUUCUAAGAAGGAAGAGUGAAGACUGUCGACAAUUGGAAAUGGUUAAAGGAUUGUCUCAACUUUUCAACGACUCAAAAAAUUUUCGAAGAAGAUGCUCAGCAACUUUGACAUCGAGUUCGUUAUCUAUCCAUGAUGCUGUAUCACAGGUGCUGUAUGGAUUAGGAGACCUGCCCACCCAAGUUCUAUUAGCUAUGCGUCGAAAGCUUGAAGGAGUUCGAUUUAUGCCUCAGAUGAAACGUCACAGGCAUGGGUGGGGUCGUGAUCGUCUGAUUAAUCUUCUUACAAAAAUUAGUGAGAAGAUGCUUUCAUCAAUUGGUGAAGGAGAUGAAUUGCAAGAAUCACUUGCAAAAGCCAUGGCAGUGGCUGAUUUAUCACACAAACUAGUACCAGGUCGUCAUAAUUCGUCCUUAAUUGAGUUCUAUCCCUUCUCACCCCAAAUAAAAACCUUGCACAAUGAAAUAGUAAAAGCUAUAUGGUUUGUUAGAAGGAAGGGUAACUUUCAGAAGCUCAAACAGUUGAAAUCUUUGUUGGAUCCUGAUGCUAAAGUGUCCCAUAGGAAUCUAAGACAUUCAAUUAAGGCGAUGUUAAUAGACUACCUUUUUGAAUGUAGUGAUAUGGACACUGUGCCGAAAUCUCUUUUGAAAGCUUUAGCUUUGGUAAAUGCGGAUUCUCGAAGUGCAACAGAUUCAGUUUUCUCACAAGAUGAAAUUGAAGAGGAUGCUGAAUGUGUAUUUAGUCUGAGUGCUCAGAUGAAACAAGUAGUUUGGGAUUUACUACCUAACUGUGACUUUGAACAUGACUUUGCUGAUGCAUAUAUGGAAGAGUUGGAAGAAAGCGAUGAUGAUUUUGAGGAAAUUAAUGAUGAUAGUUGUGAUGGCUGGCCUCAAGAAGACAAGGAACCCCAAUCUGUUUAUGUUGAAGGUAUGGGGGAAUCAAUGCCGGCCAAUUUGGAUCAUUCUUCAGUAGGGAAUAUCUUGGCCCCUAGUCAGGCAUCCUUAAAUAAUGCAGAUGUGGAAUCCCUCCAAUAUUCUACACCUAUGCAUGUUAAGAGGGAGGGUUCUUUAGAUUCUUCUUUUAGUUGCCGUCUUUCAUUCAUGGAAUCCAAAGGUCAACAUGAUGCAUGUAACCUGUCUUCCAACCAACAAGUGGGGAACGAAGGCACACCAAAUAUUUUGUUGGAUAAGAACUCUACUAGUUAUACUUCAAAAACAGGCUGUUUAAGUUCUUUCAACAUGUCAUCUCCAAUGCCUCGGAUGGAGCCUAGUAAGCCAAGCACGUUUAAGAAUCAAUAUCUUAUGGUUCAAGAAGCUUGUGAUGAAACUAGCAUGAUUGCUUAUAAUUUCAUUGGCCGCUUGCUAGAAGAGUUUGCAAGGAGUGAAGGCGUAGAGUUAGAUUGGUGUGCUAAUUUAUAUCUGAGUAGCAACUCUUCAAUUGAAGAAGACCUUUCUGAAGUUGAACAGACUCAUAUUAAGGCUAAGGGAAAUGAUUCAGUAAUUAUUAAAGUUUGUCAGGAGUUAAUACCUCCUCUUUCUAAAAGUGGAACAAAGAGACUUCAACAGUUGCUGGGAUUGUGAUUCUCAAGGGUUUUUGUUGGUCUGAGUUAGCCGUUGAUUUUUGGGCACUCUGAUGAUGGCAUAGCGACCAGAAUUGAAUCACUCGAAUUCAACCAUAAGUGGAAUGAAGCAGCUGCUAUUGUGUUCGAGGAAGUUCGUAUGAGGCAUUUUAGCAAAAACUUAUGGAAAGUAGAAUUGCCAGAGAAGAAAAGGUUUCAUGGUUCGGGAAGUUUAACAUCCUCUAGAAGAAUUAUUUCUUCAACUUAAUCUUGAUCUGGGUUUACUCCAGAUACACGGUUUCAUCACCGAGACGGGAAGGUUAAAAUAUAACUUGAAAGAGCAAUUAGGUUGAGGACAUUUUAGUGUCUUUAAACUGUAAUAAGAACACUCUUUUUUCUGCAGAACUUUCAAUGGCCUUGGCAUUUGAUAGAUCUCUUUUAAAGUAAUAGAGCUUCUAAUCGAUUCGGUAUUCAGUCUUUGACAUCCGUCGGAUGUAAGUUCUUCUGGUUGUGUUGAUGGUGAAAGCUAGAUAAAAAUGUGGUACAAAACAGCUGAAGUAAAGAAGGGUAGCAGAUGGCAGUAAGAACUGGCUUUCCAUUUUUAGAGAGCAUGAGCACAAUAAAUGGAGGGGGAAUAUUAAUUGGUUACUAUUAUUAUUGUUGCUUUUUUUUUUUCCUUAUUUGAUUCUAUGUAAGUUGAACGUUUAUGAACAUUCUGAUUGUAAUUACUGCUUAUUUUCCAUUAAUUACACAUUUUUAAUGUAUUUAUUCAAAAUCUAUGCGAUGAAGAUUCUUUUUUGUGUGUA